Penicillium lagena is the source of this 987-nucleotide messenger RNA. RefSeq names its product flavin adenine dinucleotide pyrophosphatase. The coding region runs from base 1 to 987 and encodes 328 amino acids. The record is from RefSeq and is a predicted model, not a curated record. Lineage: Eukaryota; Fungi; Ascomycota; Eurotiomycetes; Eurotiales; Aspergillaceae. The transcript is spliced from 3 exons.
AUGCUCAACCGUCUAACUCACCUCACCCGCCAUCUCCCCCGUCCAUCAUCACUCGCAUCACCACCGUUUCCUCGGCCGCUCUCCUCAACCCUGGUCCCGCGCCCAGGUCCGCCCGCGAUGACAUCAGCGAAACCAAUCCACACGGCCGCGUGCCUGAUCAUCGGCGACGAAGUGCUGGGCGGAAAGACCAUCGACACCAAUUCGCCAUACCUAGCCAAGUUCUGCUUCGGGCUCGGCAUCCAGCUCAAGCGCGUGGAGGUCAUCCCGGAUGAUGAGGAGGAUAUCAUGGAAGCUGUGCGCCGGAUGAGUGCUCGCUAUGACUUUGUUGUUACCAGUGGAGGCAUUGGGCCUACACACGACGACAUCACCUACUCCUCCAUCGCCAAAGCCUUCAACCUCCCGCUCAAACUGCACGCGCCAGCGUUCGAGCGGAUGAAGCAGCUCUCACGCCCACACCCCAUGCAACCAAACUUCGACUGGGAGACGCCCUCCCCAGGCCUAACCGCCAAGCUGCGCAUGGUCGAACUGCCCCACGACCCCGCGCUCCCAGAUGAGGCACAAGCGAUCUUCGUCACGGACGACAUGUGGGUUCCCAUCGCAAUCGUGAACGGCAACGUGCACAUCCUCCCCGGAGUGCCGCGCCUAUUCGAGCGGCUGCUUGAGCACCUCAAACCCGUACUGAUCCCCCGGCUGGCUGAUCCGGAGGGCAAGGGGAGUUUCCGCAUUCUGAUUAGUACCCCGUUGCCGGAGAGCGCCGUGGCGCCGUAUCUGACUGAGCUUGCGAGUAAGGUUGAGCCGCUGGGUGUGAAGGUGGGUAGUUAUCCGCGCUGGGGAAAGAAGCGGAAUACUGUUACUCUUGUUGGUGCAGAUCAGGCGUAUAUGGAAUCGUUGGUUAAGGAGGUUGAGGAGGGUGUGCAGGGGAAGAGGGUCUCGAAGGAGGAUGAGUUGGAUCCGCCUGCCCAUACGGAUCAGGUGUAUAGUCAGUAG